UCCUAACAAGAUUGUUUUUGUUUGUUUGUUUAAUAAGAUCCUAGAGAAUGAGAAGAUGCCAAAUGAAUGGAGAAAGAGUGUGCUCGUCCCAAUAUACAAGAAUAAGGGAGAUGUGCAGAGCCGCAGUAAUUACAGAGGAAUGAAACUGAUGAGCCACACCAUGAAGCUAUGGGAAAGGGUAUUGGAGGCGAGAUUGAGAAGAGAGGUAGCAAUCUGUGAACAGCAGUACGGGUUUAUGCCAAGGAAGAGCACGUCGGAUGCAAUUUUUGCUUUAAGAACGUUAAUGGAGACGUACAGGGAAGACCAGAGUAAGCUACAUUGUGUGUUUGUAGACCUGGAGAAGGCAUACGAUAGAGUGCCGAGAGAUGAGUUAUGGUAUUGUAUGAGAAAGAGUGGAGUGAAUGAGAAGUAUAUCAGAGUGGUGCAGGACAUGUAUGAGAACAGUGAAACAGCAGUGAGGUGUGCAGCUGGAACGACUGAAUGGUUCAAGGUGAAGGUGGGACUCCAUCAAGGAUCUGCUUUGAGUCCUUUCUUGUUUGCCAUAGUGAUGGAUAGCUUGACGGAUGAAGUGAGGCAAGAGUCACCAUGGAACAUGAUGUUUGCGGAUGAUGUUGUGAUAUGUGGUGAAAGUAGAAAGGAGGUUGAGUUGGGUUUGGAGAGAUGGAGGGAUGCAUUGGAACGAAGAGGAAUGAAGGUAAACGCCGGAGCAGGCGGGUCAGAAUGAGUAACUUGAAGAGCCAUGUGGCGGGGAAGGACGACCCUCUGAUACAGUACAUCCUCGAGCACUCGCUGAGGGAACACCCGGCUCUGAAGAAGCUCCGACUCAAAACCAUGGAGCACAAGUGGAGCGUAAUGAUGGUGGCGUGUGAACAGUCUCAGUUCAUGGCAAACCUGGUGAGACUCAUCAAAGCCAAGAAGGCCAUCGAGAUCGGUGUGUAUACAGGCUAUAACACCCUGAGCAUUGCGCUGGCGUUACCUGGCGAUGGUACGGUGGUGGCGUGUGAUGUGAGUGAAGAAUACACCAACAUCGGAAAGCCCUUCUGGAAAGAGGCCGGCGUUGAACAAAAAAUCGACCUGCGCUUGCAGCCGGCGCUCAAAACUCUGGAUGAUCUCUUGGCUGCAGGAGAGGCUGAAACGUUUGACUUUGUGUUUAUUGAUGCCGAUAAGGAAAAUUACGACAAUUAUUACGAGAAAUCACUGCAGCUGUUGAGGAAAGGAGGAAUCAUCGCCAUCGACAACGUGCUGUGGAGCGGGAAGGUGCUGAGUCCUGCAGAAGGCGACGCGGAGACGCAGAGCAUCGCGGCGCUGAACAAGAAGCUGCACAGAGACGCGCGAGUGGACCUGAGCAUGCUGAUGAUGGGGGACGGAGUCUCACUCGCCUUUAAACUGUAACACGCUGCAGCUUCAGGCGGAGACACGCUAACGUACGUGUGUGUGUGUGUGUGUGCGUGUCCUGCUCUGAACACACCUGACACAAGGUCAUGAGUGAAGGAGCACAGCUUAUACAAACUACGCCCCAACUAUUGCUUACCCAUAAUGCAUCAGUGACCUGCAGGUCUCUUACUUAAUUCUGUACCCUUAGAGGCGGGGCUUCAUUUAUUUCUUGAUCGCAGUCUCAGGACUGACACAAUGAGGCAUCAGUUAAAAUAAUUUAAAAGCCGGCACCGACGUCCUGUGUUCUCGAGGUGUGUUAGAGCGGACUGAGAAGCGUUAGCGUGUCUCUCAUGACCAUCAGCUGUGUUUUAACGAUAGAAAGACGAGGAAAGGGCCUGAUGUUUAAAUAAGAAACACUCGUGUACCGUGGUGUCGCUUUUUAGAUCACAUCAGGCCCUCAGAUUAAAAAAAUCGCCACUAACAGGUUUAGCGUUGCGUAAAUGGCACGUGGAGCCGCUGUAUGUCAGUCAUACGUGACUAAAUAAAGAGACAGGAAGCAGCAGAA
Neoarius graeffei (lesser salmon catfish) is the source of this 1939-nucleotide messenger RNA. RefSeq names its product catechol O-methyltransferase domain-containing protein 1-like. Gene Ontology annotation, molecular function: O-methyltransferase activity; S-adenosylmethionine-dependent methyltransferase activity. The record is from RefSeq and is a predicted model, not a curated record. The transcript has 7 exons. The coding region runs from base 661 to 1392 and encodes 243 amino acids. NCBI's taxonomy places the organism in Eukaryota, Metazoa, Chordata, Actinopteri, Siluriformes, Ariidae.